CUAGGGUUUUGCUCUCUUAUUAGUCUCUCUCUACGUGAGCUGCUGCUUGUUCUCUCUGCCUUGGAAUCCCUGCUCGGAUUUAGCGAUCUUCUUGAUCUGAAACCAUGGCGGACAAGGCAGUUACGAUUCGUACCAGGAAGUUCAUGACUAACCGUCUUUUAUCGAGGAAGCAAUUCAUAAUUGAUGUUCUUCACCCUGGAAGACCCAAUGUUUCCAAGGCGGAGCUGAAGGAGAAGCUAGCAAGUUUGUAUGAGGUGAAGGAUCCCAAUACAAUUUUUGUGUUUAAGUUCAGGACUCACUUUGGAGGUGGCAAAUCCACUGGGUUUGGGUUGAUUUAUGAUUCAGUUGAGAAUGCAAAGAAGUACGAGCCCAAGUACAGACUCAUAAGGAAUGGACUUGACACUAAAGUAGAGAAGUCAAGGAAGCAACUGAAGGAGAGAAAGAACAGGGCCAAGAAAGUUCGCGGAGUAAAGAAGACAAAGGCUAGUGAUGCUGCUAAGGGAGGAAAGAAGAAGUAGGGAUUUUUCAAGGAUUAUAUUAUAUAUAGCCCAUAUCCAGCUAUUGUGUUUUCUUGGGUACUUCUCUAGCAUUUAGGUAAUUUAGAAUGGAAUCUUCUGUUGUCAGUGUGGAUGUUUUUGUCAUCUCAUUUUCCAUUAUAUGAUUUUGGGCGCUUUGCAGAGGACAAGUUUUCAAAUGUUGAGUAGUGAUACAUUUGCUUUUAUUUUCAGUCACUAUCCUGUUAUUACG
This is a messenger RNA of Hevea brasiliensis (rubber tree), 747 nucleotides long. Its product is annotated as 40S ribosomal protein S24-1. Bases 105 to 518 code for a protein of 137 amino acids. Gene Ontology annotation, cellular component: ribosome. Gene Ontology annotation, molecular function: structural constituent of ribosome. The transcript has 5 exons. NCBI's taxonomy places the organism in Eukaryota, Viridiplantae, Streptophyta, Magnoliopsida, Malpighiales, Euphorbiaceae. Gene Ontology annotation, biological process: translation. The record is from RefSeq and is a predicted model, not a curated record.